AUGGGCAGAAAGCGGAAGGUCCCUCACCCGGUUUCGCCAACGCCGAUGGCAAGAAACCUCCGGAGUAACAUACAGAUAGGAAUCAGACUGUUACCCAGGGGACCUCAGAGACUAAACAUCUAUGCGAAAGCAAAUGUCAUCGGCCAAGUGGUUGCGGCGUUGCAAGGGCAUGAGGAGUUGGAACAUCUCCGGCAAACGCAGUUCGCCGGAUUGCUGAAUCUUCCGGUAGCACGAUCCUCUAAUUCCGCUAAACUUAUUCACGCUCUGCUUGCCGGCAACUGGGAAUUUAAACGAAUUAUUGGGCUCUACUGCGGGAAAAUUCCGGAGGACCAUUUGGCGGAGAGGGAGACAAGUCCAGAAACGAGUUCAUCAAGUCAGUCUACUGAAGACGAUGAUGGGAAAAAGAAACAAAUGUCAACUAUGUGGAAAGACUUGUUUGGGAGGAAGGAUGCGCAAGUAACUGUUGAUGAUGCCAUUGCCAUGCUAGAGGAUCCGAAUUUGGCUCAGUGGAAAAGGAUGCCCCUGGCUCUUAUAAUCCUGGUGGAAGGUGUUCUUAUAUGCCGUGACAAGCAUCUCGUAUUCACACCCUCAUACGUGGAUAUGCUAUGCGAUAUGGAGUACUUCCUCGAGUUUCUUGGGGCAGAGAAUCUUUCUUGA
Microthlaspi erraticum is the source of this 657-nucleotide messenger RNA. NCBI's taxonomy places the organism in Eukaryota, Viridiplantae, Streptophyta, Magnoliopsida, Brassicales, Brassicaceae. The record is from the annotation of a GenBank genome assembly.